Messenger RNA from Prorocentrum cordatum, 1402 nucleotides. Lineage: Eukaryota; Dinophyceae; Prorocentrales; Prorocentraceae. The record is from the annotation of a GenBank genome assembly.
AGCCAUCUCAUCCAUUGAGGGGGCGCCGGGCCAGUGGCUGCGGCCGAUGGAGAGUCUCACCAAUGCCACGGUUGCCGCGUACAGGGCCGCAGAGGCCUCUGCGGGCCAGGUCGGCGAUGGCGUCUCCCCCUUCGCCGACCGGGCCUGGAUCCUCUGGGCCGCUGUGCAGCACGUCGCGACGGCGCUCCUGCUGCUGGUGCUGGAGGCGUCCAGCCAGAUGUACAGCUGGGCCGAGCCGCGCGGUGUGGUCAGCGCCAUCGUCGCGGGCCCCACGGCCUACGUCGUGUACUUGGCCCUCAGGGGAGGCAUCAACGCCAGCUGGGAGAAGGGCCUGCGCGACGCGCGGGUUCCGAGCAACGACAAGGCGAAGCACUUGUGGGGCCUUGAGGCAGCGGAGGAACCCGAGUCCGAGGACGAGGGCGGCCUGGGCGACCCCAAGCGGGACAGGCCCGCUCCGCCGCGCCUGAGCCAGGGGCGAUCGAUGCCUUCCGUGGCGGAGGCGACGUUCGGCGUCAGGCGACAAGAGUGUUCCGUGACGCCCGCGCCGGGCAGCCCCUGCAUACGCGCUGGGGGCGUGGAGGUGCCCUUGCUGGGCCAGACCCGCAUGCUCGCGGAGCUGGACGACGACGAGUGCCUGCAGUUCCUCCUCGAGGGGUUCGAGAUACGGUCCGUGGACCGCGGGGCCUCGGUCUUCGUCCAGGGCGAGCCGCGGGACGCGUUCCUCGUGGUGAAGUCCGGGCAGGUCAUUGUGGAGGCAUCGCCCCCGCCCGCCGCGGCUGGCUGGCCCAGCGGCGAGUGGAGGCGCGGCGACGAGUACACGCUCGAAGCCGGAGACACGGUCGUGGGGCUGCUCUUCGUGCUCGCAAGCCUGCAUGCCGGGAUCGGCACGAAGGAGCCGCCCUCUGUGUGCCGGCUCCACGCCAGCUCCGCCCGCGCCGGCAGGGAGGGCGCGGAGGUGCUGGCACUGCCCACCUCGAGGCUCGAGGAGGCCAUGGAUCGGUUCCCGGCCACCAUGCAGUCCAUGGCGAGGCGCCUUUGCGUUCGCCUGACGCUGGUGGUGUUCGAGACGCUCUCCACCUAUUUUGGCCUCCGGAAGGAGGUCAUGGCGCCCUCUUCGUACAACCUGCUGGACGCCAGCAUCGAGGGCUUCGCCGACCUGCCGCCCUCUGAGAUCUUCGCCCGCGUCCUGGGCUGGGACGACCCCGCGGAGGUCCCGGAGCCGGUGGCGGAGGCGCUGGCGGCCGCCGUGGUGCUCGAGAGGAAUGCCGGCGAAGUCGCGCUGCCCGAGCAACAGCGCGCGACGCACGUGCUGGUGCUGCUCGAGGGCGACCUCCGCCUGCGCGUCAGCCCGCGGGCCGGCAGCGAGGACUUGGGAGGCCCGCGGCGCGACUGCGCGGGGACG